Messenger RNA from Penicillium expansum, 1134 nucleotides. Its product is annotated as putative RING finger domain protein. Lineage: Eukaryota; Fungi; Ascomycota; Eurotiomycetes; Eurotiales; Aspergillaceae. Gene Ontology annotation, molecular function: ubiquitin protein ligase activity. Bases 1 to 1134 code for a protein of 377 amino acids. The transcript is spliced from 3 exons. The record is from RefSeq and is a predicted model, not a curated record. Gene Ontology annotation, cellular component: nucleus.
AUGGCGCACUCGAAGCGAAACACCUCCCUACCCCACUUUACCUCCUACGAACGCGGUCUUCUUCGCUCAACCUGGGGCACAAAACGCAGCGCAAUCGGCCGCGACAGCUUCCUAACCUUCGGCUCCUGUCGUCUAUGUCUGCAACCCGCGCGCGCACCUGUAGUCGCAUGCGCCAGCAACGGCGACCUCUUCUGCCGUGAAUGCGCAAUCAAUGACCUCCUCUCUCAGCGACAGGAGAUCAAACGGCUUGAGAAAGAGCGCGACGAGGCGAGGAAACGCAUUGCGGAGGAUGAGGAGCGAUCGCUGGCGGAGAUGAAGGAGAGGGAUCUUAGGGAUUUCGAGCUUGUUUCUAUGGGAUUGGAGAAUAAGGGUGGGAAGAAGCGCAAGGCGGAGGAGUCGGAGGCUUUGGAGAAGUUUAAGGCUAGGGAGGUUGAGGUUGAUGGGAAGAGGAAGAGGGUUUUUGAGCUUGGGGAUGAGGAGAUGGCUCGUGUUGCUGGGGAGGAGAGGGAGAGGUUGAGGAGGGAGUUGAAGAUAGAGAAGUCGAAUGGCAAAUCUGCUCUCCCGUCCUUCUGGGUCCCGUCUCUAACGCCCAACACGGACGCGAAUGAAAUCGCCGCCAACAAGACCGUCAAGUUGACGCCUGUUUGUCCUGGCUCGACGGAUGAGAGCCGGCAUAACUACUCGCUCAAGUCACUUGUUGAGGUUAAUUUCACGGAGGAGAAGGCUUCCGACGGGACUGUGUCCAGGGUGUGUCCGAGUUGCAAGAAGAAUUUGAGCAAUGGGCUCAAGGCGAUGCUCACAAAGCCCUGCGGGCAUGUUAUUUGCUCUCCGUGUGUUAUGAAAUUCAUGACUCCCCACGAACACCACGUUCCCGAUCCACAUGCCUCGAAGGAGGAGCAGGAGAAGACUGCUGCUCUCCAUGGCCAGGUUCUAUGUUUCGUCUGUGAGACAGAUCUUACGGCAAAGUCAAAACCAGACGACAAUGGCAAUGGGAAUGGGAAUAGCAAGAAGUCUAAGAAGAAGGAUAAGGAUGCUAUUCAGCCUGGUCUGGUGGAGAUCUCUUCCGAGGGGACUGGGUUUGCUAGCAAAGGUGGGAAUAUGGGAAAGAAGACCGGAGUUGCAUUCCAGUGCUGA